GGUAUUUAUAAGGUGAUUGAUAUUGAUGUAGCCACAUGUUUCUCUCUCAAGCACAGUUAGUUUGGUAUUAUUGAUUCUCACAUUUUAAGUUUCUUGCAUUCUUUCUUCCGUUUUCUUGACAUUUGACACUUUGAAGAAAGAAACAGAAAAAUGCAGUCAAGCCCUUUGCUUCUUGAGGAACCCAUUAGGAUGGCUUCUAUCUUAGAGCCAUCCAAACCUAGUUUCUUUCCGGCUAUGACAAAAAUUAUAGGGACACUUGGUUCAGAGUCACGAUCUGUUGAUAUAAUUACCCGAUGUCUUCAUGCAGGAAUGUCUGUGGCAAGGUUUGAUUUCUCAUGGGGGGAUCCAAAAUACCACCAAGAAACAUUGGAAAAUUUAAGGGCUGCUAUCAAAAGCUCAAACAAACUCUGCGCGGUUAUGCUAGAUACUGUGGGUCCAGAAUUACAAGUUGUCAAUACAACCGAUCGCCCAAUUACUCUUGAAGAAGACACAUUCCUUGUUUUAACUCCGGAUCAAACCAAAGAAGCUACUUCAAAUCUAUUACCAGUCAAUUUUAGCGGGCUAGCAAAGGAUGUGAAGAAGGGUGAUACUAUUUUUAUCGGUAAAUACUUGUUCACAGGAAGUGAAACAACUUCUGUAUGGCUCGAGGUCAAUGAGGUGGAUGGCGAAGAUGUAUCUUGUCUUAUAAAAAACAGCGCUACACUUUCUGGAUCACUGUAUACUCUACAUGUCUCUCAAAUUCGUAUUGAUCUUCCUACUCUUACGGAUAAGGAUAAAGAGGUAAUACGUACAUGGGGUGUUAAAAACAAAAUUGACUUCCUCGCCUUAUACACCCGGCACGCUGAAGAUGUUCGCCAUGCCCGUGAGUUUAUCUCCACAUUCGAAGGCCUCAAGCAGACACAUAUUUUUGCAAAGAUUGAAAAUAUAGAGGGAUUGAAUCAUUUUGAUGAGAUACUGAGAGAAGCCGAUGGUGUCAUCAUCUCUCGCGGAAAUUUAGGGAUAGAUCUCCCACCUGAGAAGGUGUUUUUAUUCCAAAAAGCUGCUAUUUAUAAGUGUAACAUGGCCGGAAAGCCGGUUGUUGUCACACGUGUGGUAGAUUCUAUGACUAAUAAUCUGAGACCAACUCGUGCUGAAGCAACCGAUGUUGCCAAUGCAGUGUUGGAUGGCAGUGAUGCAAUUCUCCUUGGGGCUGAGACUUUAACAGGAUUAUACCCUGUAGAAACCAUUUCUAUAGUUGGAAAAAUUUGUGCUGAAGCAGAGAAAGUUUACAAUCAAGAUUUGUAUUUUAAGAAGACUGUCAAGCACGUGGGAGAGCCAAUGAGCCACUUAGAAUCAAUAGCAUCCUCUGCGGUUCGCGCGGCCAUCAAGGUUAAAGCUUCUGUUAUCAUUUGCUUCACCUCAUCUGGAAGGGCUGCAAGGUUGCUUGCUAAGUACAGACCAACCAUGCCAGUGAUAUCUGUUGUUAUUCCUCAAUUGAAGACAAAUCAGCUCCGGUGGACAUUCACAGGUGCUUUUCAGGCUAGGCAAUCUCUUAUCGUGAGAGGUCUUUUCCCUAUGCUGGCGGAUCCUCGACACCCUGCUGAGUUUAAUAGUGGAACAAAUGAAUCAAUUUUGAAGGCUGCUUUAGACCAUGGCAAGGCUUUUGGCAUCAUAAAACCACAUGAUAGAAUUGUUAUUUGCCAGAAAGUUGGUGACUCAUCAGUUGUGAAGAUUAUUGAGCUUGAUGAUUAGAAAUUUUGUGGUCUCACCCAUUUUGCUAAUUUGAGUCAUGUAAUAGAGUUGUACUAGUUGUUGGGUAAUAAAAUGGCUGUGUAGCUUCUUCUCCUUUGUUUGUUUGAGUGUUUUAAGAGGCAACUAUAGAUUUGAGCUAUAAUGGUAUGAUAAUUGAAAAAUAUUAUAUAAAUUUUGUUCCUAAAAUUAUAAAAUUAUGCUUUACUACCUUUCA
This is a messenger RNA of Cicer arietinum (chickpea), 1945 nucleotides long. RefSeq names its product pyruvate kinase 1, cytosolic-like. Lineage: Eukaryota; Viridiplantae; Streptophyta; Magnoliopsida; Fabales; Fabaceae. Gene Ontology annotation, molecular function: potassium ion binding; magnesium ion binding; pyruvate kinase activity. The record is from RefSeq and is a predicted model, not a curated record. Gene Ontology annotation, biological process: glycolytic process.